UAUAUUUUUAAUGUAUUUUACGUUUUAGUAUUUUAUUUAGUAAAAUGAAGUUAAUUUUUAAAAUUGAUAAAUUUGUAAUAUUGUAAAAAAUGUCGUCUGAUUCCGACGGGUUUGAUUUACACAUCCAGGCCCUGGAGGAAUGGUAUAAAAAUUUGAGUAGUGAAUCAAAAAGCGAUCUUUCACUUAUCAAAUACAAAGAUUUACCGAAGGAUAAGGAGAAAUAUUAUAAAACCAUAGAAUCCUAUAAAGAAAAGUGUUUAGCUCUUUGUUUAGUUGGAAACGUGUCAUUCAUUAAUUCAGUAAUAGACUCCCCCUUGUUUAAAGGUUUAUGCAUAUCGUUUUUCGAUAAGUAUUACAAGGAUAAGUACGAGCCUCUUCUAAUAUUUAAAUUUCUAAUUUCUAAGUUAAAGCCAACAGUUGAACAUUCUUACAUUAAAAUUACUCCUCUCAAGAAAGGUGAAUACUAUUUUAAACUUUUAAGAGCCUUUCAAACGUUUAAGGCCCACUUUGAUCUCAUGACAAUGAUUUUCGUCUGUAUAUGCCGUAAUAAUGGAAUUUGUUCGAGAAUCGUUUGCAAAUAUCCCUCAAAUUUCAACCUACAAUUUAUAAAGAAUAAAGGAGUUUGGUGUGAGUUUUUUGACACAAAGGAAAGAUUCUGGAAGUAUGUAGAUUUUUCAGGGCCAAAAUUCGAUAUCUCAACUUAUUCAUACUCUGAUUCACCCAAAUCAGAGGACAAAUCGGACCUAAAUAGGGCAACUAAGAAACUUAGAACUGAAAAUGUAAAUAGAAAUUCUAACGGAGUAUCAAAAGAUCGUGAGAUAUCUUUUGAAAAUAACUCUGAAACAUCUUAUAAGGGUUAUUUAUACAUUCAAAGGGGUAGAAAGAUGUUCAUAUAUAACAUGAAUAACAAGUUGGAGGUCAAGGCCAUUGUGGUGUUCCCAAGCUAUAACUAUAAAAUCAGCAGAAUGUUACGUGUAAAGGACUUUCCAUUUGAACUUGUUAACGCAGCCCACUCACUCAAAGUUUCCAUCAUAAAUAAUAAAAAUUAUGGUACUAUCGGACUCAAUAAAAAUUUAUUCAUUUUAAGUUGUAACAUAUGUGGAAUAGUGUCGGAGAUAACACCAAAAUACGUCCAAGAGUGUCUGUUAUAUCAGAGGAGAAGCUCUUUCAUCGAAUGGUUUGACGAAUUUCUGUUAAGUUUAAACCAGAGGAGAAUACGCCGUCUCACAAGUUCAUUUGAUAAAUCUGGGUUCGACUCUUUUAAUUUGGCUGAAAGACUUGACAUUCACGUAAUCAACGCAAAUAUGUUGGAAAGGGUUGAUGCCAAGCUUAUAAAUAUUUUGAAGAAAACAUAUCCCAUCCCAAGAUCAAAGGUCCAUUUCACUAACCACCCCAUUUAUGUACUUAAAUCACAGAUAAAGAAAAACUUUAUUCUUAAGGAGAAUAGUGUUCCUAUAACCAGUUUUGGGGAUGACUCAGUAUAUCUAAAAGAGAAUUUGGUAGAAAUUAAGACGAAACUGGGCUGGCACAAGGAAAACAGAAGAGUUAUUUCGGGCUCAAAUCCAGUUCACACAACACAUUCAAGACAUAAAGUUUCCGAGUAUUACAGUAUUGAUCAGACUGAAGAGUUAAAACAGGAACACAUUGACCAAAUAGACAGAUUUACUAUCAACUUAACUGGAAACAGGCACGUACCUGAGAACAGUGUGUAUAUAAAGAGCGAGUAUUACGAGAAUUUGGAGAACAUUUGUAAGAGGAACAAGAUAUUUUUUAAGAGGGCUUUCUCCUCAUUUCAUUACGAAGAUGGGUCUGUGAAGGCCAAAAUCAACGGAGUGUUGAUUAGAGCAAGUGACCUCCAGUCAUUUUUAAAGCUGUACGAUGAGUACAUAGAAUCGAUUUCCGAGAAUGAGUUGUAUGAGGAGCUAGAAAAUAGCCGUAAAUUUUGGAAAAACGUAUUCAAAACACUUUUAAACACACCUCCAGUAAAUAAACCCAAAACUCACAGAGAUUUAAGAACUAAAAUCAACUCCGAGACUGAUAAGUUUUUAAAUCAACUAAACUAGUUGCCCUGUACACCAUCCG
This is a messenger RNA of Theileria parva strain Muguga, 2082 nucleotides long. Its product is annotated as Rad4 beta-hairpin domain 1 family protein. Gene Ontology annotation, cellular component: cytoplasm; XPC complex; nucleotide-excision repair factor 2 complex. Lineage: Eukaryota; Apicomplexa; Aconoidasida; Piroplasmida; Theileriidae. Gene Ontology annotation, biological process: mismatch repair; nucleotide-excision repair. Gene Ontology annotation, molecular function: damaged DNA binding; single-stranded DNA binding. Bases 90 to 2063 code for a protein of 657 amino acids. The record is from RefSeq and is a predicted model, not a curated record. The transcript is spliced from 13 exons.